GCCUGAAGCGCACGGAAGUCCAACCACUUUAGAGCGGUGGUUACUCGGUUUCGGUCUCCGUUUCGGUUUUGGUGGUUUCGAGUCACAACAGCACCACAGACACUCUCUUCUACCACUUUUGGUAGCACAGCACUCUUUCGCUCUCGUGACUUGCUCCGCCCCUGCUCGUUUGGGAUGCUGCUCGAGGGCUGAAAGCGCCGCAGGAUUCGGUCUGGCCAUUAGUUGAGCGCCGUGCUUCGAGCGGUGAUGAGCCAAUUUCUGCAACGCAACAUCAACAACGGCAACAAACAUCGCGUAUCUAGUGUGGAAGUGCUAAAAAGUGAAGAAAACAAACGAGUAUGUGUACAUGCCAGGCCCAUACACAUAAAAAUCCAUUAUAAUAAUAAUUUGUGAUAACAACAUUAACAAAACAAAAACAAACGGCCGACUCACAGGAAAGAAAAUGAUACAGAAUCGCCAUAGUCUCCAGUGCCCCUCGAACAACGGAGGAUAAAAAGUUUCUCAAAUAGUGUAUUGAAAAUUAGACAAGAGCUAAAAAUCUGCAUAUAUGGGCUAAUUAGGCGUCGCUAUCUAAUAGGAAUUGUGGUUGUUCUAGCCCCAAAGUGAAUCCCAAAAACAAAAACACAAAUAAACAUCAAGAUCGCCACGAAAUUCCGACCAGCAUCACGCUCACAAACGCCCACAGAAUGUACAAAAUGUUUAGAAAACAUUUUCGGCGAAAAUCAACAUCAACAUCAACAUCGUCUGGACAAACGACAGCAACAUCGGCAGCAUCAUCACCAGCAACAUCAGACAGCCUGAGAAUGUCCAAAAAGACAAUGGCGACAAAAAGGCAGAGGCCAAGGCACCGGGAACUCUCGGCCCUGCCAUCGCCGAUCAGCGAUUGUCGAUCAUUAAAGUCUGCCUGCAACUUAAUUGCUUUAAUUUUAAUACUGUUAGUCCAUAAGAUAUCCGCAGCUGGUAACUUCGAGCUGGAAAUAUUAGAAAUCUCAAAUACCAACAGCCAUCUGCUCAAUGGCUAUUGCUGUGGCAUGCCAUCGGAGCUGAGAGCCACCAAAACGAUGGGCUGCUCUCCAUGCACAACCGCCUUCCGGUUGUGCCUGAAGGAAUACCAGACCACGGAGCAGGGUGCCAGCAUAUCCACGGGCUGCUCAUUUGGCAACUCCACCACCAAGAUACUCGGCGGGUCGAGCUUUGUGCUGAGUGAUCCGGGCGUGGGAGCCAUUGUUCUGCCCUUUACGUUUCGAUGGACGAAGUCGUUUACGUUGAUACUGCAGGCGUUGGAUAUGUACAACACAUCCUAUCCAGAUUCGGAGAGGUUAAUUGAGGAAACAUCAUACUCGGGCGUGAUACUGCCGUCGCCGGAGUGGAAGACACUGGACCACAUCGGUCGCAAUGCGCGGAUCACCUACCGUGUCCGGGUGCAAUGCGCCGUUACCUACUACAACACGACCUGCACGACCUUCUGCCGGUCGCGGGACGAUCAGUUCGGUCACUACGCCUGCGGCUCCGAGGGUCAGAAGCUCUGCCUCAAUGGCUGGCAGGGCGUCAACUGUGAGGAGGCCAUCUGCAAGACCGGCUGCGAUCCCGUCCACGGCAAGUGCGACCGUCCCGGCGAAUGCGAAUGCCGACCUGGCUGGCGGGGCCCGUUGUGCAACGAGUGCAUGGUCUAUCCCGGUUGCAAGCACGGUUCCUGCAACGGCAGCGCCUGGAAGUGCGUCUGCGACACGAACUGGGGCGGCAUACUGUGCGACCAAGAUUUAAAUUACUGUGGCACCCAUGAACCCUGCAAGCACGGCGGCACCUGCGAGAACACCGCACCGGACCAAUACCGCUGUACAUGCGCCGAGGGUCUCUCCGGCGCGCAGUGCGAGAUCGUGGAGCACCCCUGUGCCACACAGCCUUGCCGCAACGGCGGCACAUGCACACUCAAGCCCAUGAACACAACACGGCCGCCAGUGUAUCGCAUGAGGGGGAUGAGGGGCAUGGGCUCGAUUGGUAGAGCGAUUCCCUCGCGCGAGUUGGCCCACCUGCGUGAAGUGAUGCUCUCCCUGAACGGCAAAAACUCCACCUCAGGCUCCGGGCCGGACGCCGGGUCCGGUUCUAUGGAUAUAUCGAGACCCAUCUCGAUGUUCUCCAGCUCUCAGUUGCCGCCUCCAGCCGCUGAGUUUACCUGCGGCUGUGCGAAUGGAUGGACGGGACCGACAUGCGAAAUAAACAUCGACGAGUGCGCCGGAGGUCCCUGCGAACAUGGUGGCACUUGCGUCGACCUAAUCGGAGGCUUCCGCUGCGAGUGCCCGCCCGAGUGGCGCGGCGACAUCUGCCAGGAGGACGUCAACGAGUGCGAGGCUCCCCACGCCCCCGGCCUCCAGGCCAACUCCCUGCUGACCACCACGGCCACUGCCAUCAUUGGCAGCAACCUGACCAGCUCCGAACUCCUGGCCGCCCUGACAAGUGCCGUGGUGUCCUCCGCAUCAUCCGUAGCAUCCGCUUCCGCUAUCGGACCCUGCAUCAACGCCCAAGAGUGCCGCAAUCUCCCAGGGUCCUUCUCCUGCAUUUGCCUGGAGGGCUGGGGCGGACCCACCUGCGCUGAGAACUUGGACGACUGCAUGGGCCAGUGCCGGAACGGAGCCAGUUGCAUCGACCUGGUCAACGACUACAGGUGCGCCUGCGCGCCCGGCUACACGGGUCGGGACUGCGAGAUAGACAUCGACGAGUGCGCCACCUCACCCUGCCGGAAUGGCGGGGAAUGUGUGGACAUGGUGGGCAAGUUCAACUGCAUUUGUCCUCUGGGCUACUUCGGUUCCCUGUGCGAGGAGGCCAAGGACCAUUGCGCAUCGUCGCCCUGCCUCCAGGGCCACUGUCUCAAUACGCCCGGCAGCUACUACUGCCACUGCCCACCAGAUCGAGCCGGCAAACACUGCGAGCAACUGCGUCCCCUCUGCUCGCAGCCGCCUUGCAACGAGGGCUGCUUCGCUAAUGUCAGCCUGGCGACAGCGGCGACAACAACAACUUCUGAUAGUGAGGCAACAAAAACAGGAACAACCACUACGACAACGAUGACGACACCGAGCGGAUUGCCCUGCAGCGGGCACGGCAGCUGCGAGAUGAGCGACGUGGGCACCUUCUGCAAGUGCCAUGUGGGCCACACCGGCACAUUCUGCGAGCACAAUCUCAACGAAUGCUCGCCGAAUCCUUGUCGAAAUGGGGGAAUUUGCCUUGACGGCGACGGCGACUUUACCUGCGAGUGCAUGUCGGGCUGGACAGGCAAGCGCUGCUCAGAACGUGCCACAGGCUGUUAUGCUGGCCAGUGCCAGAACGGUGGAACCUGCAUGCCCGGUGCCCCGGACAAGGCCUUGCAACCACACUGCCGCUGCGCCCCUGGUUGGACGGGUCUCUUUUGCGCGGAGGCCAUUGACCAGUGCCGCGGACAGCCUUGCCACAACGGUGGUACUUGUGAGUCUGGGACAGGAUGGUUUCGAUGUGUCUGCGCUCAGGGAUUCUCCGGCCCGGACUGUCGCAUCAACGUGAACGAGUGCUCGCCGCAACCCUGCCAAGGAGGCGCCACCUGCAUCGAUGGCAUCGGGGGCUACAGCUGUAUUUGCCCACCCGGUCGUCACGGCCUUCGCUGUGAAAUUUUAAUGUCCGAUCCAAAAUCAGCCUGUUUAAACGUUACCAACAUGAUUUCCCCUUAUGCGGCUCUAAACGAAAGCCAAAACUGGCUGGAUAUUGCUCUGACCGGAAGAAGCGACGACGAUGAUCAUUGCAAUGCCUGCAUUUGCGAAAACGGAACUUCAAAGUGCACAAAUCUCUGGUGCGGACUGCCCAACUGCUACAAGUUGGAUCCCCUAUCGAAGUCUUCAAAUCUGUCUGGUGUUUGCAAACAACAUGAGGUCUGUGUCCCAGCUUUAAGUGAAUCCUGCCUGUCACCACCCUGCAAUGUUCGUGGCGAUUGUCGGGCCUUGGAGCCAUCUCGUCGAGUGGCCCCGCCCAAUCUUCCGGCCAAGGCGAGCUGUUGGCCCAAUCAGGCGGCGGUUAACGAAAAUUGCGCCCGCCUGACGAUUCUCCUGGAUCUGGAGAGGGUGGGGCGGGGUGCUUCGGUGGAGGGCCUGUGCUCGCUGGUUCGAGUACUCCUGGCUGCCCAAUUGGUGAAACAACCAGCUUUUCCCACUGGCCAGGAGGCAGGUCAGCUAAUGGUGCUGUGCGAUCUCAAGGCGGGAACUAAUGACACUGUUGAACUAACUGUGUCUUCUAGCAAACUAAAUGACCCACAGUUACCAAUGGCCGUAGGCCUGCUGGGGGAGCUCCUUAGCUCGCGGCAGCUGAAUGGCAUCCAGCGUCGCAAGGAGCUGGAACUGCAGCACGCCAAGUUGGCUGCUUUAACCUCCAUUCUGGAGGUGAAACUGGAAACGGCUAGAGUGGCCGAUGGUUCGGGUCACAGCCUACUGAUCGGAGUCCUGUGCGGUGUGUUCAUAGUCCUGGUGGGCUUCUCCGUGUUCAUCAGCCUCUAUUGGAAGCAACGCAUGGCCUACCGCAGCAAUUCGGGCAUGAAUCUGACCCCGUCCUUGGAUGCACUGCGUCACGAGGAGGAAAAAUCGAAUAAUCUGCAAAACGAGGAGAAUCUUCGUCGAUACACGAAUCCACUCAAGGGCAGUACAAGUUCUCUGCGUGCUACCACAGGAAUGGAACUGAGUCUGAAUCCCGCACCUGAGCUGGCUGCUUCGGCGGCGAGUAGCUCCGCUCUGCACCGUUCACAGCCCCUCUUCCCGCCCUGCGACUUUGAGCGCGAGCUGGACUCCAGUACGGGUCUCAAGCAGGCCCACAAACGCAGCUCCCAGAUUCUGUUGCACAAGACCCAGAACUCGGACAUGCGGAAGAACACGGUUGGUUCGCUGGACAGUCCCAGAAAGGACUUUGGCAAGCGGUCGAUUAACUGCAAGUCUAUGCCGCCGCCGGCGGAUGAAGGCGCCGAUGUCCUAGCCACCACUGUGAUGGUUUAGCCGUGAUCUCAGCCACCAACUAGCCGCCCAUAGCCAGCUCAAAGUUCCAAUUGCCACAGCACGGGCGCAACUUCCAAGUGCAUUAGUAGUGUUAUUUAGCCUAGAAAUCGGGUUAGACUUAGGAGAUUCCCAAGCAGGAGAAGGCUCCCCAAUCGAAUUUUUUGAAUUUCGAAAUUGUUUCAACCACACUGUUUUAUUUGAACCAAGUUAACUCUUCUCCUGUCGCCGGAAUCUCAUCUAAAUUAAGUUAGAUAAUGUAAUUUUGAAACUCUUUUCUUCGCUAAGCAACAUCCUACACAGUGUGAUAUUUAGUGUAACCCAGACGCGCAUUUACAUUCUUAAAAAAAGAUGAAAUAAUUUUUUAAUUAUAAUAAUAAUAAAAAACUCUUUGGCUAGCACAAGUUGUAUAUAGUUCUCAUUAAUGUUCGGCGCGUUUUCUAUAGAUAAUUAAGUUAAGAUGUAAAUACUGUACAUUAGCAGUUACCGUUAUUGUAUUUUGUCUAUAAAUAGAAUCCUAAAAUUAAGCUGAGCCCCAGCCACAACACGUUAGACUUUAAAAGUUGUUCGCAAUUGUACGCAAUAAUCUAGACCUUAAAAUCGUAUUGUAGUUAGGUAGCUUUUUAUGCGGUUAAGACUCCACAGAUUUUGUAUUGUAUCAUACUUACGUGUGUAGUAAUAUUUAUUUAUUAUUUUAUAUUUGA
Messenger RNA from Drosophila bipectinata, 5701 nucleotides. It is a transcript of the gene Ser, whose product is annotated as protein serrate. NCBI's taxonomy places the organism in Eukaryota, Metazoa, Arthropoda, Insecta, Diptera, Drosophilidae. Gene Ontology annotation, biological process: Notch signaling pathway; cell communication; multicellular organism development. Gene Ontology annotation, cellular component: membrane. The record is from RefSeq and is a predicted model, not a curated record. Gene Ontology annotation, molecular function: Notch binding; calcium ion binding.